Molecule: messenger RNA, 1138 nt
Organism: Trichechus manatus latirostris (Florida manatee)
Lineage: Eukaryota; Metazoa; Chordata; Mammalia; Sirenia; Trichechidae
Product: olfactory receptor 7D2-like
Exons: 1
Coding region: 16-954 (312 amino acids)
Biological process (GO): G protein-coupled receptor signaling pathway
Cellular component (GO): plasma membrane
Molecular function (GO): olfactory receptor activity; G protein-coupled receptor activity
Source: RefSeq, a predicted model, not a curated record
AUUUCCAUAAGUUAUAUGGAAUCAGGAAAUCAAACAGCUAUUUCAAAAUUCAUUCUCCUGGGGCUUUCAGAAGAUAUAGACCUGCAGCCCCUCCUCUUUGGGCUGUUCCUGCACAUGUACCUGGUCUGUGUUAUAGGAAACCUGCUUAUCAUUCUUGCCAUUAGCUCAGACUCCCACCUCCACACCCCUAUGUACUUCUUCCUCUCCAACCUAUCCUUCACUGACAUCUGUUUCACCUCCACCACCAUCCCCAAGAUGCUGGUGAACAUCCAGACACAGAGCAAAGCAAUCACCUAUGAAGGCUGCCUUACCCAGAUGUAUUUUUUCAUGAUUUUUGCUGGACUGGAUAAUUUGCUACUGACAGUGAUGGCCUAUGACCGGUUUGUGGCCAUCUGCCACCCCCUGCACUACAUGGUCAUCAUGACCCCACGCCGCUGUGGUCUCCUGCUUCUGCUUUGUUGGUUAAUCUGCCUGAUAUACUCUUUGCUGCAAAGUUUGAUGGUUUUGAGGGUCUCCUUCUGUGAAGAGACAGAAAUCCCCCACUUCUUCUGUGAGCUUGCUCAGAUCCUCAAGCUUGCCUGCUCUGACACCCUUAUCAGUGAUACCCUGUUAUACUUUGUAACUGGCCUGCUGGGUGUUAUUCCCCUGACUGGGGUACUUUUUUCUUAUUCUAGAAUUAUUUCCUCAAUAAUGGGUAUUUCAUCUGCUGGAGGCAAGUAUAAAGCAUUUUCCACCUGUGGGUCUCACCUCUCUAUUGUCUUCUUAUUCUAUGGUAUGGGCCUUGGGGUCUACUUCACUUCUGGAACAGCCCAUCCCUCCAGAAAAGGCUCAAUAACCUCAGUGAUGUAUACUGUGGUCACCCCCAUGCUGAACCCCUUCAUCUACAGCCUGAGGAACAGGGACAUGAAGGGGGCUCUAAGGAAACUUUUCAGCAGAGGAACUUGCUCUCAGUGAGAUAAUGGAAGUUAAGAACAGACAACAGAGAUCCAAAGUGGUAAUAACUGGUAUCCUGAAUAUGUAAUCUGAAGACAGAAAAUAAGUACUGCUCAUGAUAUGCUAGAAUAUUCCUGAAGAUAGACAUGAAGCAGCAUAUCAAAAGUUUCAUCAUUUGCCAAGGAAAAUGAAUGAUGCCCAACUA